UAAACAGCUGCUCGAAAUUCCGCGGCAUUUCAUUUCAUAAACAAUUGCAAUAUUUUUAACACAAAACAUGGUUAAAACAAAGGGAAAUGCUAAGAAAUUCGGCAUGCACCCUCGCAAUGUAUUACGCCAGCCACCAGAUUACACUAAAUUGGCUAUUAAAUACAAAGAUUUCCGCAAAGAGUGCGAAUUGGAGCUCAAUGGCAAAGUAUCUGUGAAUUUUCGCAACGAAAAUACCUUGCGCGAGUUGACCAAAAUGCUUUUAAAGGAAUACUUUGAUUUAAAUGUGGAUUUUGCACCUGGAAGUUUGGUGCCCACUUUGGCCCUCCGUUUAAAUUACAUUCUCUGGCUAGAGGAUCUAAUGGAACCACUAAAAUUGAAAGAAAUAAAAGGAAUAGACAUAGGCUGUGGCUCUUCAUGUAUUUAUUCUUUGCUGGGAGCCAAGAAAAAUGGUUGGCACAUGUUGGCCCUGGAAUCGAAACUCCAAAACAUAGAAUAUGCCAGAGAGAAUGUGAAGAAAAGCCAGUUGGAAGAUCUAAUAGAAGUCUACGCUCAACCAGAAAAAACGAGCAUCUUCAAGAGCUAUUUCGAGAAGGAUCAACAGGAGCUGCAGUACCACUUUUGCUUGUGCAAUCCACCCUUUUUCGACUCCAACUUGUCUAAUCCUUUUGGGGGCAACACCAGGAAUCCCGAGAGGCGACCGGCACCCAAUAAUGCCAGAACUGGAAGCCAGGAGGAGCUAACCUGCGUGGGCGGCGAAGUCCGUUUCGUACAGCGCAUCAUAGACGAGAGUCUGGAAAACAAGCUUCGCGUGCGCAUCUUCACGACAAUGUUGGGCGUCAAGGCCAACUUGCCAAGGAUACUGGACUACCUGAAGGAGCGGCAGGUGGCGAAUGUCACCACCACGGAAUUCCAUCAGGGACACACCACUCGAUGGGCGGUGGCCUGGAGCUUCCAUGCAGAGCUGCUAAGCCAGGAGAGAUCGUGUAGUUGAUUCACCUUAAGUCUGUUAGGUAACUUUUGGUACUUUGUAGCAGUGAGAAUAUCCAGGUGCUUAUUUUCUAUAGCUUUCUUUUAAGGGUUGCAUUUUUAACCUUAAGCUAGCAUUAUGUUUAAAAAAGUUACAAUUUUGAAGUUCCAAGAUGUAUAAACACGUAGUAAUCCCCUCUUAUUUUAUACCCCAUAAGUUUAAGAAGUACUUAAACAAAAAAUAUAUAAGUAAAAUGUUGAAUAUAAUUGAGUAAUAAGUAAUAACUAA
Molecule: messenger RNA, 1255 nt
Organism: Drosophila rhopaloa
Lineage: Eukaryota; Metazoa; Arthropoda; Insecta; Diptera; Drosophilidae
Product: U6 small nuclear RNA (adenine-(43)-N(6))-methyltransferase
Exons: 4
Coding region: 68-991 (307 amino acids)
Biological process (GO): rRNA base methylation
Cellular component (GO): nucleus
Molecular function (GO): 23S rRNA (adenine(1618)-N(6))-methyltransferase activity; nucleic acid binding
Source: RefSeq, a predicted model, not a curated record